AUGACAAAGAAGACGGGAACCGGAAGUGGCGACAUCGAUGGAGCCACGUCCGAAUGGACUGAGUUACGAACCGUACUCGUGGGGAUGCAGACGGAAAAUACCGCUUCUAUCCAGCAAUUAGGUGACACGUCCAACCCGUCGCGCAAGGCCAACCUCAACAGCCGCUUCACCUUCCACCUCCACCUCACCACCGUCCACCUCGAGACCAACAACAACUCCAUCCACAGCAACAACACCAUCCUCGCGCACCACCGCAGCACCAACAACAACAACAUCCGCACCAACGACAUAAUUUUCACGCCGAGAAUGAAGAUGACCUCCAUCGGCAAGUGUAUUUUGAGGAUCUCCAGCAACGACACAACUAUGAUAAAAAGCUUUCGGGUUGAUAUCCCAGAAUUUCACGGAGGUCUCCGCGGCGACGAACUAAUCGAUUGGCUAGUAUCGGUAGAAGAAAUCAUGGAGUUCAAACAGGUUCCGCUCGACCGUCGUGUACCCCUAGUAGCAAUGCGUUUCCGCGGCCAUGCGGCCACUUGGUGGAAACAACUUAAGACAACUAGAUCACGUACGGGCAAGACACCAAUUAAUUCUUGGGUUAAGUUGACAAAGCACCUACGUCAAACGUUUCUUCCGCAUAAUAACGAGAGUACCAUGUAUACGAAGCUUCAAAAUUUGCGGCAAGGAACUCGUAGUGUCGAUGAGUACGCGGAGGAAUUUGCUUUGUUGUUAACUCGUAACGAGAUUAAUGACAGCCAAGUGCAACUUGUUUCUCGUUUCAUUGGAAGCCUACGGCAACAAUUACAAAAUUCAAUGGCUCAAUUCGAUCCAACUACAGUGGGUGAAGCACACCGCCGCGCAGCUUCGUUUGAACAGCAAUCUCGGACACCUAGCUGGCCGCAAUCUUCGAAUCGUAACCGCUCUCAAGAUCAGACAGGGAGCAGUACGCCGGCAACGAAGGAAGCUGGUGAUACCGCCAAUUCCGCACCAAAACCACCGGUGCAAGAUGAACAACAACUCCGGAGAUCAGCACGUCUCAAUGCUAUUAAAUGUUAUGCUUGUGGAGAAACAAGUCACAGACAGUCAGCUUGUCCUCAUGCAACACGCCGAGGGUUACUAAUUGAUGAAACAAUUGACGAAGUGGACGUUUACGACUCGCAAGAGGACAUUGACCUGCUCGAUGAUGAUGUUCAUCGCACCACCGGCGACACGGGGCACUUACUUGUAGUUCGCAGGACUUGUCUUACACCUCGUCGUCAUGAUGAAAAGUGGCUGCGAACGAAUAUCUUUCGUUCCACUUGUACAAUCAACGACCGUGUCUGCAGUUUUGUGAUCGACUCCGGCAGCAGCAAAAAUGUAAUUUCGGAAGAUGCAGUGGACAGAUUGGGACUCGUUCGUGAAGCACACCUCGCGCCCUACACUCUCGGGUGGCUCAACGACAAAGUGAACCUCCGUAUUUCUCAACGAGCAAUUGUUACGUUCUCUAUCGGUCCGCAUUAUAAGGAUCGUAUAUAUUGUGAUGUGGCUCCAAUGGAUAUCAGCCACUUAUUGUUGGGCAGACCAUGGGAGUUUGAUCGAGACAUCAUCCAUUACGGCGCAGAGAACACUUAUCAAUUCACUUGGCAUACUCAUAAGAUCCUACUCCUUCCAUCUAAAGACUCUCCUCCGCCUUCCCCAAUUCCCGCCCUGCCACCGCCUUCCUCGUCAUCCACACCGAGCAAGCCAUCUCUCAUCUGUUCGUAUGAAGCUUUCAAAUCCGAACUUAGCACGGAAGGUUUGGCACUGGCCUUAGUCCCCGCGUCUAUCUCGCCGCCUUCCCCCACCAUAAUUCACAAAGACAUUGCAGCAGUAUUAACGGAGUUUCUGGAUGUCUUCCCAACGGACCUGCCUAGUUCCUUACCACCAUUACGGGACAUUCAACACCAUAUCGAUCUAGUUCCAGGAGCAACACUACCAAACCGUCCUCACUACAGAAUGAGUCCUGACGAACACGAAGAACUACGCCGCCAAGUGGAGGAAUUGCUUCGAAAGGGUCACAUUCGCGAGAGCUUAUCUCCGUGCGCGGUUCCCGCCCUUCUCAUUCCAAAAAAGAUGGGUCUUGGUGUACGUGUGUUGAUAGUCGAGCCAUCAACAAAAUCACUGCCAGGAGAUGAAUGGAAAACAGCAUUUAAGACCCGUGAAGGAUUGUUCGAAUGGCUCGUCAUGCCUUUCGGAUUGUCUAACGCACCAAGUACUUUCAUGCGUAUCAUGAACCAAUCAUUACGACCAUUCAUUGGGAAAUUCGUUGUCGUCUACUUCGAAGACAUUCUGAUUUUUAGCUCCUCCAUGGAAGAACAUAUUUCCCAUAUCCGUGACGUCUUAUAUGUGCUUCGGCGUGAUCAACUAUUCGCAGCAAAACAAAAAUGCGAGUUCGGUGUUCCUGAGGUGUUAUUCUUGGGAUACGUCGUAUCUGGUAAAGGAUUAUCAAUGGACCAAUCCAAGGUCGAAACCGUGAGGUCUUGGCCAGUCCCUAUGACCGUCUCGGAGGUUCGAAGUUUCCAUGGUCUGGCGUCCUUUUAUCGGCGGUUCGUGGAUCACUUUAGUACCAUUAUGGCACCUAUAACUACUUGUAUGAAAGAAGGCAAGCUUCAAUGGUCACCGGAGGCAACCAAAGCUUUCGAACUCAUUAAAACGAAGCUGACGACCGCGCCUAUUCUUGUACUACCAGACUUCACCGAGACCUUUGAGUUGCAUAGUGAUGCGUCUAAACUAGGCAUUGGGGCUGUUCUCAGUCAACGGGGUCGCCCUAUAGCCUAUUUUAGCGAAAAACUGGCUGGUGCUCGCUCCAGAUAUAGUACUUACGACGUGGAAUUCUACGCGAUCGUCCAUGCUAUAAAACAUUGGCGACAUUAUUUAGUGCACCGCAAAUUUAUACUCUUUACAGACCAUGACGCCUUACGUCACCUGGAUAGCCAAGCUAAAGUCUCUGCCCGCCAUGCGUCCUGGAUCGCCUACCUCCAGCAGUUCGGGUUUUCAAUUCGUCACUAG
Messenger RNA from Brassica napus (rape), 3021 nucleotides. RefSeq lists its product as uncharacterized. Lineage: Eukaryota; Viridiplantae; Streptophyta; Magnoliopsida; Brassicales; Brassicaceae. The transcript is spliced from 3 exons. Gene Ontology annotation, molecular function: nucleic acid binding; zinc ion binding. The coding region runs from base 1 to 3021 and encodes 1006 amino acids. The record is from RefSeq and is a predicted model, not a curated record.